AUGUCGAAAGCGGAGGGUGAGAUCAAUCAGGCCAAGAAGAGUUUUAUCUUUAUGGUAGAUUUCCUGAUGGGUGGUGUCGCUGCCGCUGUAUCCAAGACUGCCGCUGCUCCUAUUGAGCGUGUCAAGCUCUUGAUCCAAAAUCAGGACGAAAUGUUGAAGGCUGGCCGUCUCGAUCGCAAAUACAGUGGUAUCGUCGACUGCUUCAGCCGUACAGCUCGGUCGGAGGGUAUGCUGUCCCUAUGGCGAGGCAACACUGCCAACGUUAUCCGAUACUUCCCUACCCAAGCUCUCAACUUUGCCUUCCGCGACACCUACAAGUCAAUGUUCGCUUUCAAGAAGGAAAGAGAUGGUUACGCGAAGUGGAUGGCUGGUAACCUGGCCUCCGGUGGUAUGGCCGGUGCCACUUCUCUGCUGUUCGUAUACUCGCUCGACUACGCUCGUACCCGUCUCGCCAAUGAUGCCAAGUCAAGCAAAGGAGGUGCUCGUCAAUUCAACGGCCUGAUCGAUGUCUACAAGAAGACUCUUGCCACCGAUGGAAUCGCCGGUCUGUACCGUGGCUUUGGUCCCUCCGUUCUUGGUAUUGUUGUCUACCGUGGUCUCUACUUCGGCAUGUACGAUUCCAUCAAGCCUGUUCUCCUGGUUGGUCCUCUCGAGGGUAGCUUCAUCGCAUCUUUCCUGCUUGGCUGGGCUGUCACCACUGGUGCUGGUAUCGCUUCUUACCCUCUGGAUACCAUUCGUCGUCGCAUGAUGAUGACUUCUGGCGAGGCUGUGAAAUACAAGGGUUCUCUAGAUGCUGCACGUCAGAUCAUGGCUAAGGAAGGUAUGCGAUCAUUUUUCAAGGGCGCUGGUGCCAACAUCCUCCGUGGUGUCGCCGGUGCUGGUGUGCUCUCCAUCUACGAUCAAGUGCAACUCCUCCUCUUCGGCAAGGCCUUCAAGGGCGGCUCUGGAUAG
This is a messenger RNA of Endocarpon pusillum Z07020, 951 nucleotides long. RefSeq names its product ADP, ATP carrier protein. Gene Ontology annotation, cellular component: mitochondrial inner membrane. Gene Ontology annotation, molecular function: ATP:ADP antiporter activity. The record is from RefSeq and is a predicted model, not a curated record. The transcript has 6 exons. The coding region runs from base 1 to 951 and encodes 316 amino acids. Lineage: Eukaryota; Fungi; Ascomycota; Eurotiomycetes; Verrucariales; Verrucariaceae. Gene Ontology annotation, biological process: mitochondrial ATP transmembrane transport; mitochondrial ADP transmembrane transport.